Dendroctonus ponderosae (mountain pine beetle) is the source of this 1876-nucleotide messenger RNA. RefSeq lists its product as uncharacterized. The transcript has 3 exons. The record is from RefSeq and is a predicted model, not a curated record. Gene Ontology annotation, molecular function: ubiquitin conjugating enzyme binding; zinc ion binding; ubiquitin protein ligase activity. Gene Ontology annotation, cellular component: cytoplasm. The coding region runs from base 88 to 1635 and encodes 515 amino acids. Gene Ontology annotation, biological process: multicellular organism development; proteasome-mediated ubiquitin-dependent protein catabolic process. NCBI's taxonomy places the organism in Eukaryota, Metazoa, Arthropoda, Insecta, Coleoptera, Curculionidae.
AAAAAGGUUCAAAAUUCCGGAACAGUUCCAUCGAUGUACGAGAACGAAAUCCAUUGGUAGUAAAUCGUCAAUUGAAAAUAAUUUAUCAUGUGGCCUCUACGAGAUUUUCAGUCGGAUAAACCUCCUAUGCCAGCAGAAUUACUUCGCAAACUGGUAUGUUGUAAAUGCAAAGGUUAUCUCUCAGUAUUUCCGAUACACAUAAGCAAUGAAGGGGUUAAGCCCAUAUGUGGACGUUGUCCAGUAAUAAAUAUCGCAGAAUACGUUCACGACACCGCAUAUGAAGGAAUUGCAAGAUUUUUACGCUUCCCAUGCAGGAACCAUGAAAGUGGUUGCAAAGUGUUGAUGCUUCCCGAUCAGUUAGCAAAGCACGAGCACAGAUGCAUAUUUCGACAGAUCGAAUGUCCCACAAAAGCUGCACGUAACUGCGCAUGGAAGGGUUCUCCUGUAGAACUGCGAGAGCAUUAUGAAAGCAGUCAUAAAAACUGUUUCUUAAUUGAUAGCAGAUAUACAUUGGAUUUUACGAAAAAACUUGAUUUGCAAUAUAUGAUAGUGUUUCAAGAUGAGGUAUUUAUAGCUAGAAUGCAUAUGGUACCAGAUUGUGAAACAUUUACCUGCAUUAUAGAACACAUACCUCAAACAAAGCAUUCAUACUAUUUUAAGUAUUUCAUCAAAGUUGAGACAAAUAUUUCUACUGCCGUUUGCGAACAUCCUAUCAAACACACUUCCGGCGAUGGCUCUGCAGUGACACAGAUCAAUCGUGAGGAAAUAAUCAAAACAUUUCCCGGCGCCAAGAAACUAAUGGCUGUAAUUGAACUACUGCAGGAUAACAUGGACAGCUUACGUGUAUGCGAACUACCCAAUAUGAACUACGGAAAAGAGAUACCUAUUAAACUGGACCAGCUAGAAAACCUCAGAUGCGAGAAGUGUUUCUUAUAUAUGAUACCUCCCUUUAAGCAGUGUUUAUCUGGACACAAAAUGUGUACUACUUGCAAUGUAGAGGCAACAUGUCAUAUAUGUAAGAGUCCAAUCAGUACUAAUGAAAAUGUGCAGCUCGUACAAUGUGCUCAGUCUUUAAUGUAUCCCUGUAGAUAUACCGACGAGGGCUGCAGAGUAAUUCUAGUGAAUUCAUACAUUCGAAUUCACGAAGAUUCAUGCAUAUACAAGCCUUUCGAGUGUCCCUUGCGUGAGAGCUUACAGUGCAAAACAAGAUCAUCUGCGCCUAAAACAGUUUACCAUAUCAAGACCCACCAUAGCACGAACAUAAUGUCAACAGAUAUAGUAAAGAUUGCUAUUGAAGAUGCCCGCAGCAAAAUUGCCUCAACAUUUUUAAUUAUAUAUUCUGGAAGAGUUUUUCAAGUGAUCUUCCGAUAUUUCAAAGGAUCGUUCAUGUGGGCAGCAAUGAUCGUCGCAUCAGCGAAAGAGGCUGAAAAGUUUAGGCUUGAAGUAGAUAUUUGUGAUAAUUCCGGCAGGAAUAUGCGUAUUGUUGCCCGAGCAUUAUGUUCACCAGCUGAUGAAAGAAAAUCAUGUUUCGAAAUUAAAGAGAGAUAUAUAAGCUUGUUACCUAAACAAUUAGAAUGUUUUAUUAAAAAUGGGAAUCUCUGCUAUAAAUUAAGAAUUGUCAGUUCCUCUACUUAAUUUUUUUAUUAUGUUUCUUGUUUACCACUACUGAAAAUUAUUAUAUAGCAUAUUAUUAUUAUUAUUGUAUUGUUGUUGCAAACAUUUUAUCUAUUAUUUCAAAGUAUUGUAUUGAGCGAGUAUAUUAUUUGUAAAAGUCUUCAUGCUUGCUCGUUUAUUUGCGUGUUUUUACUAGUUUUAUUGUUAUUGUCAAUUAUUCAGAGUUUCUAUUAAAUCAAAAAUUAAUUACUAUUUCAUUGCA